Messenger RNA from Trichoderma asperellum CBS 433.97, 1498 nucleotides. RefSeq lists its product as uncharacterized. Gene Ontology annotation, biological process: spliceosomal complex assembly; peptidyl-serine phosphorylation; regulation of mRNA processing. The record is from RefSeq and is a predicted model, not a curated record. Gene Ontology annotation, molecular function: protein serine/threonine kinase activity; ATP binding. NCBI's taxonomy places the organism in Eukaryota, Fungi, Ascomycota, Sordariomycetes, Hypocreales, Hypocreaceae.
CAAAGCUACAGACCACCGCUGCACAACAAUAUACUCAGAUAUCUUUCAAGCCUUGGACUUCAAUUCUGCCGUGUUCACCGUCUUCAUCUCAGUUCCACCACACAAAUGAUUGAUCAAUUCCAAUACAAUAUCGGUCUACCCGCAGAACAGUUGUCCAAUUACUGCCCAGGAGGCUACCAUCCAAUCCAUCUCGGCGAUACACUUGGCGACGGGAGAUACCGAAUUCUUCAUAAGCUUGGUUUCGGGGCAUUCUCCACUGUCUGGCUCGCUCUAGAUGAAGAGAACAAGAGACAUGUUUCUGUUAAAGUCGUGGUCGCAGAGCAGUCGCACGAGCACAACCGCGAGUUGAAAAUCUUGCAGACUAUCAAACAAAAAGGCGACCCUGCCCAUCCAGGCCAUAAACAUGUUUCGCAUCUUCUAAACUCGUUUUACCAAGAAGGUCCAAAUGGACGCCAUCUUUGUAUAGUCCUCGAGUUGUUAGGCCCUAAGAUAUCUUCAGUUGCGGAGACGCGGCCAAAUUACCGUCUCGAUGGUCGACUUGCUCGUCGAAUCUCCUCACAGCUCCUUGUUGCUGUAGAUUAUAUCCGUGGAUGCGGUGUGGCACACGGAGACAUACACAUGGGCAACGUGUUAUUUCGACUCUCUACUCUCAACGGAUUACCAACUAUGGACGACCCUCGAGUAGGGAAGGUUUCGAAGAAGGACGGGUCACCUAACGAAAAGGGUGUUCCAGACUACCUAAUAGAGCCUGCGGAGUACGGAUAUGGCAAAGGCGAGCUUCUUGACGAGGUCCAACUGGUCGAUUUCGGCGAAUCAUUCUUCGUCUCCAAUCCGCCCAAGUCAAUAAAUACACCCAUGCCCCUCCACCCGCCAGAACUAGUUUUCCGGCGCCCACUUACCGAAGCGGUUGACAUCUGGAAUCUUGGAUGCACGACAUAUGAGCUUGUCACCGGGCGCACGCCACUCGAGGCAUUCAUGAAUGAUCGCGAGUUAAUACCACAAAUGCAGAAGGUGCUCGGUGGUGUUCCUGAGCAAUGGAUCCAAGAAGGCCUGGAAACCGGCGUUCUUACGAAGAAACCAGAUGAAUCCACCGCGAAAAACUUUUUUGCCCUUGAGGAGCAAAUGCAGGAGGCGUACGCCAAUGGCUACGAUAAAGAGACACUUGAUCUUAAUGAGAAGGACCUUGAAGCACUGGGAAGCUAUCUCUGCAGGAUGUGUGUCGUCGAACCUGACAAACGAGCUACAAUGACGGAAUUGAUGUCACAUCCAUGGAUCAAGAUCACUGAAAGAAUCAGAGAUGAAUAAUUAAGGAGAAUUAAGGCAUCUAGAAGCACUUUCAUUAGAAUUCCUUUUACACCCCCCUUGAAUAUUCGGCCUAUUACGAGAUUUAUAUCUCAAUGCCCAGCUCUAUGUGAUCUGGUGUAGCUAUUUCACAAUGGUUAGCAGAAGACAUAAGAUGGUAUCACUUGACUGAGCAGGAAUUCAGUUUAUUGGCUUG